Molecule: messenger RNA, 1344 nt
Organism: Fonsecaea multimorphosa CBS 102226
Lineage: Eukaryota; Fungi; Ascomycota; Eurotiomycetes; Chaetothyriales; Herpotrichiellaceae
Exons: 2
Coding region: 1-1344 (447 amino acids)
Source: RefSeq, a predicted model, not a curated record
AUGGCACCUGCGUCUUUGUCCAGCACUGCUUCUAACACUUCCGACCCUGUGGCAGGAGGCCAUUUUGUGGCCAUCGCGGACGCCGACGACGUCUUCAGUGAUGAAUCAGACUUCCACGGGAGCUUGAAGACCAAGUCGACAUACCACAAACUAGCCGAAUCAUACAAUCCCCAGAAAUAUUGGACCAUCCACGAAUGGAGCACCCAGGUGGCUGCCGCGAGAGGGAGGGAACGAGCGAGAAGGCACGAAGAAGCUGCCGCCAGACACCAACGCGCAAAGCAGCUUGCCCUGAGGAACCAACAGGAAGCAGGCCAGCCGACGCGAGAUGAUAAUGAUGGUCCAAGUGUCCAGCUGCAGCAGGGGGAAGGGGAGAUUCGAGUGGCUUUGGAUGGGGAUGGAGAUAGGGUAAUGAAAAUCGACACCAGAGCCAAUGCAUCCGCAGGUCCCGAAGAACCUGACGCCAAAGUGGAUGAAGACAUGGUAGACGACUCUCGCGCGCCGCGACAGAACUUUUACGAGGGCAUGCCAUCCGCCAAACAACUCUCCGAGUCCGUAUCUGAGUUUCUCACCCGUCUGCCUCCUUCGACCACCACUCCCGUCUCCGCUAGAGGCGGGCCGUGGAUCUGGAUUGCCAACCCUUACCCCCCUGCACGCGGCAAACAGUCCCGGACCACGAGCUCUAGUCCCGAGUCCGGAGGCGGUGAUGUAGCCACAUUCCGCCAACUCGGACUGCGUCUUUUAGAGAGGUAUCUCUCCCGCAAACAUGAGCUCGAGUCUCAGAAUCCCGGGAAAGCCCCCGGCGCGAUCACGCGCAUGUUACCUCCCGAUCGCUCGGAAUUGGAAAGCGACAUCAGGGAGCUGGCCAAGGCACAAGGUGUCACGGAUGGGAAGUGGAUGCUUUUCCUGCGGGAAGAGGAAGUUGAUGCCGUGUGGGCGGUUGUCGCGCGCGCGGUGUGGGAGGGCAAGUUGGGCACGGCGGCUAAAGUCGCUACUGCUACUGCCAGAGGAGACGGAGAGAUGAUGGUCGACGACGAUGGUGGAAAAGACAGAGGUUUGAGAUUGAUAUGCAUCUACACCCAGGACUUCUCGGACCAGGUAGAUGUCAAGCGCGUGGUACAAGGCAUGAAAGAUCUCGGCCUGCUCAACCCCAACCUCGACGGACCGCCCAGCGCUGCCGGCACGAAUGCUGCUCUCAAAACAAUCUACUACAAAUGCGACGCCUACACGCACCUCGACUUGACCAGCGGCAACGAAUACAAGUUGAAGGCGAGCAUGUACUCGUCCCGCGACCUGUUUCCGGAGUGGUACAGCGCCAGUACGUACACGACGCAACGAUACCGUUGA